AUGGGCGGGCUCCAGCUCCGGCGAGAGGUCCAGCGAGAUCUCCGGCAUAGGCAAGUGCAGGGGCCUCCGGCAGGGGUCACGCAGGCGCCGCCAUCUCUCCCGAUGGAGCCCCUCUGUCUCCGCAGUGGUGGUCGUCACCAUGUCGCCGCCGACGAGACCACCGCGCUCCGCACGCGUCUCGCCGCUGUCCAGGACACCCUCGGGCUCGCAGAAUCCAAGGCCACACCUGAGGACCGAAAGGACAUCCCUUCAUCGUUGCUAAAAAAAUCCCCUCUCUUCCCCAACAUCACGUGCGGCCUGCAGGUCGCCUCCUCCGUCCUCUGCCAGUCUGCCUCUUCGCCGCACUCGGUCGAGACCAGCAUGUCCAGGCCGUCUGGCACACUCUUCCUAGGGGCACAGCAGGAGAUCACUAGGGUCUACCGCCCAGCCGUCCUCACGUCCUGCCGCCCCUACCCACCCAGUUCCUUCUACUCAAAUCCCCACUCAGGUUCAAUUAUAGAAGCUACAAGCAAGAGUUGUCUGCUAUUCUCCCAUGGCUUGCCUUGCAACCACUCUAUGCCUUUCCAGAAGAGCAAUGGCGGCGGGAGGCAUCAGAUCAACGGGCAGACGAGCAUAGCCACGUCGCCCUUAGACCUCGCUGCCGCGGCCGCUCCGGAGCUGGACGACGACGGCCGCACCGCGCGCACGGGGAACCUAUGGACUUGCAUGGCGCACAUCAUCACGGGCGUGAUCGGGGCGGGCGUGCUGGCUCUCUCCUGGAGCGUCGCGCAGCUCGGAUGGGUCGCCGGCCCCGUCGCCGUCCUCUGCUUCGCCGGGGUCACCUACGUGUCCGCCGUCCUUCUCUCUCACUGCUACAGGUCCCCCGUCGCUGCCGGUGGAUCAGAAGAAUCGUCGUCGUCGUCGUCGGGCAAGACGCGGCGGAACUACACCUACAUGGACGCUGUCCGAGCGCUCCUCGGCAGGAAGCACACCUAUGUCUGCGGCAGCCUCCAGUACCUCUACCUGUACGGCAUCGGCGUCGCCUACACCAUCACCACCGCCACCUGCCUCGGCGCGAUCAAGAAGUCCAACUGCUACCACGGCCACGGGCGCGGCGCCUCCCGCUGCGGCUCGGGCGAUGACGAGCAGCACCUGUUCAUGCUGCUCUUCGGCGCGGCGCAGGUGGUGCUGUCCUUCAUCCCAAACUUCCACAGCAUGGCGUGGCUCUCCGCCGUGGCGGCGGCCAUGUCCUUCACCUACGCCACCAUCGGCCUGGGCCUGGGCCUCGCCAAGACCGUGGGCGACGGCGCGAUCAGGGGCGGCGUCGCCGGCGUCCCGAUGGCCACCAUGGCGCAGAAGGUCUGGCGGGUGGCGCAGGCGGUGGGCGACAUCGCGUUCGCGUACCCGUACACCAUCGUGCUCCUGGAGAUCCAGGACACGCUGCGGUCUUCGCCGCCCGAGGGCGAGACCAUGAGGAAGGGCAACGUGGUCGCCGUCCUGGCCACCGCCUUCUUCUACCUCUGCGUCGGAUGCUUCGGCUACGCCGCCUUCGGCAACGCGGCGCCGGGAAACCUCCUCACCGGCUUCGGCUUCUACGAGCCCUACUGGCUCGUCGACUUCGCCAACGCCUGCAUCGUGCUCCACAUCCUAGGCGGAUAUCAGUUUUUCAGCCAGCAGAUAUUCACGGUGGCGGACCGGUGGCUGGCGGCGAGGUUCCCGGAGAGCGCGUUCGUGAACAGGACAUACGCCGUCAGGAUCGUGCCGGGGCUGCCGAGGUACGGGCUGAACCUGCAGCGGCUGUGCUUCAGGACGGCGUACGUGGCGAGCACGACGGGUCUGGCCGUGGUGUUCCCCUACUUCAACGAGGUGCUGGGCCUGCUGGGCGCGCUCAUCUUCUGGCCGCUCGUCAUCUACCUCCCCGUGGAGAUGUACUGCGUGCAGCGGCGGGUCAGGCCGUGGUCGCCGACGUGGGUUGUGCUCAAGGCGUUCAGCGUCGUGUGCUUCGCGGUCGGCACCUUCGCCUUCAUCGGGUGCGUCGUGGGCGUCGUCAGGAAGAGGCUAGGAUAG
Lolium rigidum is the source of this 2046-nucleotide messenger RNA. RefSeq names its product probable amino acid permease 7. The coding region runs from base 1 to 2046 and encodes 681 amino acids. The transcript is spliced from 5 exons. Gene Ontology annotation, cellular component: plasma membrane. NCBI's taxonomy places the organism in Eukaryota, Viridiplantae, Streptophyta, Magnoliopsida, Poales, Poaceae. The record is from RefSeq and is a predicted model, not a curated record.